AUGAACAUCAGUAAUCAUACUAUUAAUGAUAAUAAUAAUAAUAAUAGUAACAAUCCAUUGUACAAACUAUUUUCGCGUCUUCCAAAUUAUACUUCAAUGAAUGGAGCAGAUGCGAUCACAGCAAAUGAUAUCAUGCUUACUACUAAUAAUGUUAACAGUAACAGUAUAACUAGUCAUGGAACAAGUGCAUUUAGAACACCUUCACCAAUUAUGGAUUUUAUGAAAGAACAAGUCAAUAUUACACAAUCAUCACCGAAACAAUCAUUCAGUAAUUCUACAUUUCCCAAUGAUUUAUAUUAUCAUCAAAACACUGCUAGUAUUCAUGAACAAAUUAAUGCCCAGCUACAAAGUACAAAAAUGAAUAUUACAGAUUUACAAUCAACAAUUCAAUUAGCUGGUAAAUUAGCUCAACAUUUUAUUGCAUUGUCUAACAAUAAUAAUGCAUCAUUGAAAUCUAAUUCCACCGAUUCCCAACCAGAACUCUGUCAUCAUUCAUAUCCACAACCUUACGACAGUCAUCCGCAUAAUGGUCAACCAUUUAUACCAUCAUUAAUUAAUUCAAAUCAUGAAAUGAAGUUAUCAAAUUUAAACGAUACCCCAUUUAUUCAAUCAUUAGAUCAAUUAACUGAAUUCUUAUUCUAUCAACAAUAUUAUCAAAAUAACAAUAAUAAGAAUAAGAAUGUAAUGUCAACAAUACAGUGUAAUAAUAAUAAUAAUAAUAAUAAUACUAAUAAACUGAAUUAUAAUAUGAUGCCUAAUAAUAAUAAAGCAUCAUUAAUUCAAUUAGAAAACUUCAAUCAAUUAGAUAAUUCACAUUUUGAUGAAACAAUUCAAUUUACACCACUACAAUCAUCACUUGAAGAAAGCGGUUGCAUUGAUCUUUCCUAUAAUGGAUCAAAUAAAAUAUCAGCCGGUCAAAAUAAACACACAUCAGUAAAUCCUCCAAGUAUCUUAAUGUCAAAUGAUACACAUUCAAAUAUAAAUACAAAUAAUAGUAAUGAUAAUAUUGAACAACAAAUGAAUAUAUCCAGUGAAAUGUCAGAAUCAUCAAUUCAAAAAACUAUCAGUGAAGUACAACAAUAUCCAAAUAUGUCAUCAUUUUUAACAUCGACAUUAACCACAGCUACAACAAUCUCUCCAGCGAUUCUUUCAACAAUGACAACAAUUCCUAGCCAAAUGGAAACUGAUUUUAGAACUAGAUCAUCUAUUCCGAAUACAAUGACAUUUCCUGACAUUAAAUUAAAUGAUUAUUACAGUACCAAUGAUUUUUUCUCAUCAUUAUUAAAGUUGAAAAUAUCCGCUGCUGAUAAACUGAAUGAAAUCUUUGUCAACACUACUGUUAGUAACAACGGUAGUAAUAAUAAUAAUAAUAAUAAUAAUCACAAUAAUGCUGGCAAAAAUAGUAAUAACAUCAGUGACUCAAAUGAUAACCAUACUAAUAUAAGUAAUAUCGGUGAAAAAUACAGUCGUGAAAUAGGGCACAUUGAAUGUAUCAAUAAUUUGUAUAACAUUAAUGAUACACUUAAUAGUAGUUGUAGUAAUAGUGGUAGUGUAGUCAGUGAUGCAAGUCAUAGAAAUACAUCGACCAAGUCUCGUCAUCAUCAUCAUCACCAUCAUCAUCAUCGUCCUCAAGAGCAUACAACAAAUGAAUUAACUAAAACUAAAAAUCGUAAAUCAGGCUUUCAACCUGGUGUAACAGUCGGCUAUACAUAUGAUGCAUUUUUCAUUUCUGAUGGUCGAUCAAGAAAACGCAUUAAAAAUUCGCAUGUGAAACAAUCAAAAUUACAAAAACACCAAACUUAUCAUAAUGAUGAUGAUACAUCAUUACAAUUAAUUAGUCCACAAUCGAACACAACUACUACUAAUCUAUCAAGAUCUUGUUCCUUUGAUAAUUUAUCAAAUUAUACCAAUGAAGAACAAGUAUUGAAUAAUACAAUGAAUAAUAAUUUAAUAAAAUCUCAUUUACCAUCUAUUACAUCAUCUUCAACAUCUUUAUUAGUUACACUGAAUGAACCACAAACACAACGUUAUAGUUGUCCAGAUUGUGGUAAAAAUUAUGCAACAUCAUCAAAUUUAAGUCGACAUAAACAAACACAUCGUAGUUUAGACAGUCAAUCAGCAAGAAAAUGUCCACAAUGUGGCAAAGCAUAUGUAUCUAUGCCAGCGUUGUCAAUGCAUUUAUUAACUCAUGAUUUAAAACAUCAGUGUGAUAUUUGCGGUAAGGCGUUUAGUCGACCAUGGUUAUUGCAAGGUCAUCGACGUGCUCAUACAGGUGAAAAACCAUAUGGUUGUGCACACUGUGGUCGUGCAUUUGCUGAUCGAUCUAAUCUACGAGCACAUAUGCAAACACAUUCAGGUAUGAAACAAUUCCAAUGUAAACAAUGUCAUAAAAAUUUUGCACUUAAAUCCUAUUUAAAUAAACAUCUAGAAUCGGGUUGUAUGAAUAAAUCUGAUUGGUCGAUGAUGAAUUCUUCAUUAAGUUCCGAAGAAAAAUCCUACUACUCACCGGAACCAUCUGAGAAAAUUUCAAAAAUGGAAUUUCAUCAACAAUCUGGUUUAUCAUGGAGUGUUACUAAAUUAAUCAAUUAA
This is a messenger RNA of Schistosoma turkestanicum, 2589 nucleotides long. Lineage: Eukaryota; Metazoa; Platyhelminthes; Trematoda; Strigeidida; Schistosomatidae. The record is from the annotation of a GenBank genome assembly.